Schistocerca cancellata (South American locust) is the source of this 2470-nucleotide messenger RNA. Its product is annotated as transcription initiation factor TFIID subunit 12-like. Gene Ontology annotation, biological process: RNA polymerase II preinitiation complex assembly; DNA-templated transcription initiation. Gene Ontology annotation, molecular function: TBP-class protein binding; DNA binding; protein heterodimerization activity. Gene Ontology annotation, cellular component: SAGA complex; transcription factor TFIID complex; SLIK (SAGA-like) complex. Lineage: Eukaryota; Metazoa; Arthropoda; Insecta; Orthoptera; Acrididae. The coding region runs from base 486 to 887 and encodes 133 amino acids. The record is from RefSeq and is a predicted model, not a curated record. The transcript is spliced from 3 exons.
GUAGCCCCGUAAUACUUCUAUUUUUCUUCAACAAGUGUAUCAGAUCAAUGUCUACAGUACCAAAUACCACCUACCAUAUAUAAGAACAAGUCAGUCAGUCAUAAAACUAAAUUUUGUUCACACUUAGACUUACCGGCGUGGUCUUCUGUAGCGAAGCAUUAUCUUUGAUUGAUGAGCUUUGGGACGCUAACAUAGAAGACAACGAUAGUAAAACGUAGGUAUAAGUUUUGAGCAAAAAAUUGGAAGUCGUUUUUCAUUCAACAGUCUAUCUUGUCGACACUGGUUCCUCUGUGGCCGGAGCGAAGCAGCGGGCAGACCUCACUGUCGGACGAGGACGUCGCCUACAGGAGCCGUAGGACGUAGCGUCUCGGCGUAGUGUCGGCCGAGCGGAGCAUGGAGACGGAGGCUGGGGGGCGGCGGCCGCCGGUAGUUCGGCCGCCGCGGGGCCGUCGGCGGGCAGCUCCGGCGCGCGGGUGCCGACGUCGAUGCCGCCAUUCGACGCGCCGCCGGCGGGCGGGCCGGCGCGGAACCCGCCGCCGGGCCCCGAGGAGGCGGGGGCGGGGGCGGCGCCGCACGCGCGGACGCGGCUGCACGACAUCGUCAAGGAGCUGGACCCGAACGAGCGGCUGUCGGACGAGGUGGAGGACGUGCUGCUCGAGCUGGCGGACGACUUCGUCGAGGCGACGGUGCGGGCGGCCUGCCUGUCGGCGCGCCACCGCCGCUCCGCCGUCGUGGAGGCCCGCGACGUGCAGCUGCACCUGGAGCGCCACUGGAACAUGUGGCUGCCGGGGUUCGGCACCGAGGAGCUGCAGCCGUACGCUCCGGCUGCCGAGGGGGAGGCCCACCGCCGCCGCAUGGAGCUCGUGCGCGAGGCCGCCGGCAAGUGACUGUCGACAGUGUACAGGGAGGGAGCUGGCUUUCGCUUCAUUUUUUUACCGCUGUGGAAGUAGUGACACUGAGAACGGCAGAGUGGUGUCUGGUGCAGUACUGCAGUUCGGAGUGUAAUGUGCCCCCUACCCCCUCCUUCCACUGCGAGAGGACAAAACUUUCUAAACUAAAAGAAAUUGAGUCACGUAUGUACACAGUGUCGCCUAUUAGUGAAAGGAGCCCACUCUCGUGCGAUAUCGGACACGACUAUUUGCUUCGAAUUCUUCGGUUGAGAAAACGGUAAACUUUUCACGAGACGUAACAGCUAGCUGCUACUCGAGUCGGCGAGGAGAAAUUCGGAGUGCUGCCGGUAGGUGUGUGGAAAAGCGGAGGAAACAACUCUCUAGUUCUCGGAACUUCGACACUGUGGGCAGAGAUAGAUUUCCAGUUAACGUAAAGAAGAUAAGUUGAGUUCCGGACAGAUACGAUUAAAAGGCACUCGCGUAAAACUUUCGGCCGCGGCCUCGGUCGGCAAAAGAGGAACGCGGACCGUUCGUAACGCGGGCCGUUCGUAACGCGGACCGUUCGUAACGCGGGCGAGCGCACCUAGUGCACGUGUGACCACAAAGUCUGGCAGCUCUGACCGAGGUAUCGGAGCCGGCAGCCGCGCGUGCGCAAGGUUAACCGGCUUGUGCGUACGGACGGUGUACGUCCGUCUUCUGCCGACCGAGGGAGUGGCCGAAAGCUCUGUGUGAGUGUAUUUUAAUUGCGACUUGACGUGGCUUCUUUACAGUAAAUAGCACUCUGUCUUUUCCUACACUGUCAAUAUUCCUCCCCGGAGUUUAGCUCUGGGAACUGUUCGAUAAUUCGUCACGGGGUAUCGGUUUCGGAAUUAGGACGACGGAGGCCUACGGGGCAGUCGGGGGUGGAGGAGCCGGCCGGCCCCGGAGGGGUCGGCGUGCUCCACUGGACGGCGUCAGCAGUUCCCGCUCUGCCUUCCCUGGCAGACCUCCCGCCACCUGGCAGCGGGAGGAUCCUUCUUAUCCUGCCCUUCCCUCAGGUAAACUUUCCCGGUCCGUUCUCCUUCGUCCUCUGAGGAAGUACAUAACAGUUUAAGAGCGGUACGUAACAUUGUCGUUUACACUCGUUACACGUUUCGGUCACCAGUAAUUGGAAUUUCACCGCCACGAGUUAACUGCCGGUCACCCGUACCGUCUUUCAGGGGCCGUACGAGUGUACGGUUUAGCUACUAGCUGUAACUUCCUUUCGAGUGGGGGACCUCGGUGACGUCACAAAAUUUUACCAGUUCCUGUGCCGUUAGCGUGUAGAGAAAUCGGAGACUGGAAGUUUUGUGCGCACUCUUAACCUCUUUUGUGUGUGGGACAAGUUUUGUUCUCUCCCCUGGAAUGGCAGAAACAUUUAUCAGUGGUAGCUUUUGUCAUAUAUUUAUUGUUCUGUGUAAUUUUUGUGUGUGUUCGUAAGAUGUGCACGACUUGUAAUUACUUAACGGGCAUACUGUUUUAAAACACUGAAAAACAUUUGGAGGACAGUUUCAGUAAAAUAUGUUUGACAUUCUGCUCAAAUACAAAUAAUAAGGUAAUAA